Messenger RNA from Rhincodon typus (whale shark), 3819 nucleotides. RefSeq names its product acyl-CoA thioesterase 8 (gene acot8). NCBI's taxonomy places the organism in Eukaryota, Metazoa, Chordata, Chondrichthyes, Orectolobiformes, Rhincodontidae. The record is from RefSeq and is a predicted model, not a curated record. Bases 1 to 921 code for a protein of 306 amino acids. Gene Ontology annotation, cellular component: peroxisomal matrix. Gene Ontology annotation, biological process: acyl-CoA metabolic process; fatty acid catabolic process. The transcript has 6 exons. Gene Ontology annotation, molecular function: fatty acyl-CoA hydrolase activity.
AUGUACAUCACUCUGUACAUCAACAGCAGAUCUGAACGAAAGGAGACAAUGUUGACCAACUUCAGCAAUAUCAGGCUACAUUACAUAGGAGGAACACACCACUGGAUCCCGAAGAGUCGCAUGUUAUUUGGUGGACAGAUUGUUGGUCAGGCACUGGUAGCUGCUGCAAUGUCUGUACCCGAGAAUGUUUUUGCUCAUUCAUUGCACUGUUACUUUGUUCGAGCAGGUGAUCCCGAUAUGCCAGUUGUAUACAGAGUGUAUCGUACCCGAGACGGUAAAAGCUUUUCUGUUCGUUCAGUGAGAGCCAUACAGCAUGGGCACCCGAUCCUAAUUUGCCAGGCUUCUUUCCAGAAGAAAAUGGAGAGCCCAAUUCAGCACCAGUUUACCAUGCCGGUGGUUCCUGCCCCUGAAAAUGUAUUGACCCAAGAGGAACUCAUUGAAAAAUACUUGAGAGAUCCAGAUUUAACAGAAAAUUAUAAAAUGGGUCUGACGAAAAUGUUAGCUGAAGAGGUUCCAAUUGAAAUCAAACCCAUAAAUCCACCAGAUUACUACAGAUGUGUACCCGUGGAGCCUGUACAGAGGUUUUGGGUUCGAGCACGUGGCUACAUAGGUGAUGGGAACAUGAAAUUGCAUUGUUGCGUUGCUGCCUACAUUUCCGACUAUUCCUUCCUGGCAACUGCGUUACUGCCUCAUGUGAACUAUAGGGUAAAGUUCAUGGCAUCCCUGGACCACUCCAUGUGGUUUCAUGCCCCAUUCCGGUCUGACGAGUGGAUGUUAUACGAAUGUGAGAGUCCUUGGUCUGGUGACUGCAGAGGUCUGGUACAGGGUCGUCUCUGGAAGCAGAAUGGAGUCUUAGCAGUUUCUUGUGCUCAAGAGGGAGUAUUUUAUGUGAAGCCAGCAGCCAACAGAAGCAAGUUGUGACUAAAAUGGCUAGUUGCCAAUUAAUCUAACUCCAACAUUUUUAGCAUGUAUUUGCUAACAUUUUGUCUAAUUUGUCAAGAGAUAAUACCUGUAAUAUGGUAAACCCUAUUUAUUGUCUGAAGAUUUUCCAGUAAUUCCUAUACAUACAAGAAAAAAACUAUGCAAAAUAGUUUUAUAAAAUAGAAGUAACAGACUGGAGAGACUCUGCAGCUCUGUUGUUCUUUGGAGUUCCAAAGAAGAAACAUGCAGGGCUCAAUGGUAAAUCUCUCUGUCUGUCUCUCUCCACACACCCCACGUCUUAGAUUCUGUUGAGUUUGCAUCUGUUGAAUUAUUUUUGUAGAUGUCCAGCAUUUUUUGCUUUUACCUACCUGUGAUUGAGAUUUUGGUCAUCUGUCCAGGCAUCUCAAAUGUAACUUGGUGCUGUCUUUUGUUUUGUGUUCCCUGUGAAGUACUUUGGGAUGUUUCAUUAUGUUAAGGGUCCAACUAAAUGCAAACUGUUAUCACCAAGGGCCAAUCAGUCUUGCAACGUUUCAAUGCAGCUGGAGCAGCUGCAUACUUCAAGCGCUGAGCCAUUGCCAAUUCUCAGAUGCAUUGCUCCCAUGAGAGACUGCCAGUGCUUUGUAAAUGAAGGAACCUUCCCCAAACUACACAAUCCAGAAGAGCUUUCUCAAAUCCAGCACUUGGUCUGGAGUCAAACAUGUAAAUUUUCUGACUUUAAAUAACAUACUUAUUAUAUCUGUGCCUCCCCUGCCAUUUUACAGGCAAUUGUCUACAUGGGAUUUCCAAUUUUUGUUGCCAUGUGCAGUCAACUAACAAUUAAAGUCCAGAGUAACCAGAUGAUUUGGGCAGCAUGUAAUACACUUGUACAUUCCAGUGUAAGAAAAAAUCUAGGUGUUACACAAAAUUCAAUUGUCAUAUUUUACUUUUAUCUAUCCUCUCAAAGGUAUUAGCUUACAGUGGUAUGGCAAGCAGUUGCCCUCCUGUAGCUGUUAAAUUACUGUUCUUUGUGUUUCUGUAAGUUAUUUUGCUGUGGCAAAUGUCAUGUCCAAAUCAAAUCUGUUCCUUCUUAUGACCACAUGCAUAUUUUACAGCUGGCAUCACGGGGAAGAUAGGAAUCCUGUAUUUUCUUUCCAUGCCUUUUUGUUGUUAUUGGAUCCCUUAACAUAAGAGCCCAACUGACCUUGGCUGAGACCUGCUAACUUUGCACAGGCCAAAAAGUGAAUUUUGUACCACACAGUAAGUAUGACUUAAUGUUCAUGCAUUAAUAAGCCCUCACCAGUUAGGCUAUGGGGUACUUCAUUUUGUCAGAUGUUGUAGCAUAUUUAUUUUACGCUAAUGCAUUGAUAGACAUGGUUUAACAAUGAUAGAAUUCAGAAAAAAAAUAAGUCAAAUUUAAAAUAAGAAUCAAAGUCUUUCACAACCAGAGGAUUUAGGUAGCAUGGAUGUCAUAUACUUGUAUAUUCCAGUGUAUUUAAAACAAAAUCCCGAUGUUACACAAUUCAAUUUCGAAAUUAUCUUUUAUUGAAUCAUGCCUGUGGUGGUUGUGGUUUUUGUAUUUUUUAUAAACAAUCAACAUGCUGUGUCAAAUCUGAAUGCUUAGAUUAUAUCAUGUAUACAGCCUGUUUCUGAUAUAUGCAGUUUCUAUUAGAUAGCUGUUGGCACAGAAGAAUUUUUAUUUUCUGCACAAACCCUGUUUUGUUUUUUGCAUGAGGCCUAGUGCUGCUGUUCUCACAAAGCAUGUUUUGCAUGCUCAAUGGUGAGCUUGCUUUUGGCAUGAUACAAGAACAUCUGCAAGCGAGGACUUAAGUUAAAUGGGAUCAGAGUUGCUGCAUCGGAAGUCUUUCCUACUGUCCGAGUGCCUGGAUCCUAGCAGUCAGGAAGAGUAGAAAAUGCUGAGGGUAAGACCAGAUGGCAGAAAUGAUCACAGUGGACAGAAAGAAAAAUCAGUCAGUCCAUCUCAGACCAAAGUUAUUGGUCUGAAUCAGAUUCUGCAGCCACAAAUGACAUCCAGUCUAGACCUUAGCAUAGUCUGAAAUACCUAGAGGCAAUGACAACAGCACAUUUUUUUUAAUAUGCUGGUGUUAGCUAAUUAAACUACUAAUCCCUUUAUAAUACUUAAAUAAUUAUUUUAAUCUUGUGAUUGAGGGAUAAUACCUCUGGCUUCCUCUUUUUGUUGUAAUCCUCAUUAUCCACAUUACCAUUUGCCUUCUACUAUGGAAACAAUCUUUUGUUUGCCUUUUUAAAACCUUUCUAGAGUUUGAAAACUAUGUAUCAAUUUCCUCCCUUCUAUUUUCUGGAUUGAAUGGAGGGAGCAGAGAAGAUAUUUAUUUUUCACUUUCAUUCAUUACUUUCCAUGUCCAAGGUUGAAGUACAAUUUUCGUGAGCAUAGGUUUUUACUAUGUUUAUGGGAUGUUCUAUACAUUAUCACCAUCCUGAAUGAUGUGAGAGCCCAGCACAAGGUGGGCAAAAGGUUCGUUUGAAGCAUUCAUAACAAUUUUUGGCGAGGAGUGCCAAGUGGAUGAUCCAUAUUGGCCGCCUCCUUGUGGUACCAGCGUCACAGAUACCGCUUCAUCCGAUUUAGAUUCAUUCCAUGAGCUAUCAACAAAAGGUUGAAUACAGUGGAUACUGUAAAGACUCUGUGACCUAACAAUAUUCCAGCAAUAGGACAGAAGAUCAUGCUCCACAAAAAGUCUAACCAAGCUGUUCCAAUGCAACCAUAAUGCUGGCUUUGAACCAAUGGUCUUGCUUCCAUGUAAUAAGAUAUAGGAAUAGAAGUAGGCCUUCCAACCCAUUCACCUUUUCCCAAGGUAGGCGAAUCCAAAACUGGAGGACAUGGGUUGAAGGUGAGAGGGGAAAAGAUUAAAAGAGACCUGAAGGGCAGCUGUGUAUGGAACGAGC